GAAUAUUCCCAAUGUACAUGCUCUGACCGGGUUCAUUGAGGAAGACAGUUCACAUGGAAAGUAGUGGUAAACACAUUCACGGCACGGAGCCGCCUGUCCCACAUCACGGCGGAAAGUUCAGUGUGACGCUUGCUUUUUCUCUCCUUUCAACAUGGUGGAAGCCACAUCAGUUUGGAAGAAUUUAAUAUAGAGCUACAAUGAACAUUUCUUUUGCUCUACAAAUUUGAUGAAGAAUGGGAAGCAUAUGUACAAGAGCAUUCGCACUUGUCUGUUUUUUGUGUUUUCUGAUUGCUUCUUUUUCCAAAAAUGACACACUGGAGCAAGGCAAGCAGCUCAGAUAUUGGGAGCAACUAAAAUCACCCAAUAAACGCUUCACUUUAG
Rubroshorea leprosula is the source of this 381-nucleotide messenger RNA. Lineage: Eukaryota; Viridiplantae; Streptophyta; Magnoliopsida; Malvales; Dipterocarpaceae. The record is from the annotation of a GenBank genome assembly.